Molecule: messenger RNA, 2271 nt
Organism: Histoplasma capsulatum G186AR
Lineage: Eukaryota; Fungi; Ascomycota; Eurotiomycetes; Onygenales; Ajellomycetaceae
Exons: 1
Coding region: 1-2271 (756 amino acids)
Source: RefSeq, a predicted model, not a curated record
AUGAAUGCGGGGGAGUCGCAACAGUUUGAAGCGAAUGCCACAACUUCUACACCCGAACCGGAAACCGCUUCCUCGGACCAGCAGGUGGAAACUGAUGGGAUUACUGAAUACCAUGCAUUUGACCAUAACCCCCACGAGCGACCUCAUUCCUCCUCUUCUCAUGCUUCUGCUACUUUUACUGGUGAUGACGAUUAUUUCGAUCAAGAGGGCCGACAUGCCGCAAGGUCAACAUCAAGUCGCUCAUCCAUUUCUUCUUUACCGGGCUCCGUCGUCGUAUAUCCUCCAGGAAAGCAUGAUUACAACGGCACCAUUACCCCAUCGAAUUUCCGCGGGCAUUACAUGCAACAUUAUAUAGAGAGUAAUAAUGGCCAACCCAUUCCCGUGGACAGCAAGGACUUUAAAAAGAACACUUAUACCUCCCGGCUUUCAAAAAUUGCGCCUGGCGUUCGAGAUCGUGAUUCGCCUUUUAGACACCCCAGCUCAGUGCGUGCGAUGCAAAUGGGCGAUGAGGAGGAUUAUGACGGGUAUGGGUAUGAGUACGACAAUGAGAAAACUACACCAUCACGAUCUCGGAAGCGCCGGGGCAACGGCCGUGGCCAUUCGUGCCAGAGUGUGUCGGGUAUGUCGAUGCGCUCGCUGGUCUCGACGCCGCCGUCUGCUAGGUGGAAUUAUAAAUCACCAUCGACAAAGGGGGAGCCAGUACAGAAGGAGUACCCACUAGUCCUUCUUCAUUGCACUUUGCUCCCACCGUCUCUUUCACUGCCACAUGGCCUGGGAAGGCCUAGUGCGCAGCUUCUUGAGGAGAUUUUGCCGGAAAAGUACUGGGCGAGGUGGAAGUUGUUGGAGGAUAAGAUUGUCAAUUCAGGUGUGCUGAGGGAUCGCGGGUUGCUGAUAUCUCACCCCCAAGAAAUGUAUGACUUGCUUGAGGAGCGGCUAUUAGAGAGUCUAGAGUUGGUUCGGCCAAGGUUGGGAUACGGGCAUUUCCUUGGUCGGGAAGAUGAAGACAGUGCGGAUGAUGAUGAUGGGGAUAAGAAGCCUGAUGCGAAAGAGGAUUGCGGAGAUUUCAGCGAUGGAUGUGAAGGGGAACAAUGUGCUGAUUGUGGCGCACGGGUUCUUCGGCAUUUAGAAGGGGAAAAACGGAAAUGGGAAAUAAAAGUCUAUGCUGCGAAUGGACUAAUGAGAGCUGGCGCUUGGGCCGCAGCGUGGAGAGAAAUGGAAAAGGUCGACGUCGAAGUCGGAUUGGCACUCCCGGUUGAGAUAAAGCGGGAGCUAGAGCGGAGAAUUACUGAAGAGGGUAAGAUGAAGAUCGAGCAGGAACGGCGUUUGUUGGAGGAGGAACAACGGAGGAGAGAGAUAUACGGUGAACCGCCACCACCCACCCAGGAGGCAAUAGAUGGGCUCGAAGAUGAUAUGGUUCCUCCCUUUCAAUCGGAUUUUGACAGGUCAUCUCCUCCGCCUACUUUAGAACUGCCAGGGCCACGGCCAACGGUUCUCUCCGUGUCAACCUAUAAGCAUGGACAUGAGCACAAGAUAAUACCCGCCAAAUCUAAUGAGAUUGAUUUGCAGACUCUUUGCGCAAAUUACAUCCGUGUUCUCGCCAGUGAUAGACGGAACGUCGCGCUUGCUUUCCUAAGUGUUCUUGUCCUCUACUUAUCGAUUACCCUGACGAGGAGAGAAGGGGUUUUUAUACACCCCACAUCAAUCCCCCCGCAUGCCCCUCCGCCAAAUAUCUCGACGCCAAUAGCUAUUGAACGUAGCCGUCCCUCAGUCAUUGGUUUUCCUGUUAUCCCAUCCGGUCAACCAGGAUUUCCACUGAGCUCCGAGAUGGAUGACGAAGUGAUCCACACAACGUCCGCGUGUGCGAGCCCUAUAUUUGAAAUGACAUCUACUAAUGAUAUGCCAUUAGAGCAAACUCUCACAUCGCAACCCACACCAAACCGUUUUCCACAUCUUUGCCAAAGUGAAUCUCACUCUAGUGAGCCCUCGAUUCAGCCCCAAACACCAGCUGCAUUGAAACCUACGGUAGUAGCUGAAUCAAACGAUUCCUCGCCAAGGAAGCACCGUGACACCCUUUGCUCAUCAGUUCAGCAUAUUGCGCAGCCCGCUCUGCAGCCAACCAUAUUAAACCCAGAUGUCAUAAGUGAGCACCGUACUGUUGCGUCCUCCGCUCAAAUGUUAGAGUCAUCUCAGCGGCUGUUAGGCGUAGAAUGUCAGCCAUCAGCGCUGGCUUCAACAUCAACAGGAGCUGAGGGUCCAUCGGCAGAAGGGUAA